Durusdinium trenchii is the source of this 1248-nucleotide messenger RNA. NCBI's taxonomy places the organism in Eukaryota, Dinophyceae, Suessiales, Symbiodiniaceae. The record is from the annotation of a GenBank genome assembly.
AGGUGAUGGUUCCAGAGGAGUCCAAAUGAUCAGUGUCAUCGGGCGUCGUGGUACAACGUUUCAUCCGUCCCUGACCAUGGAGCUCCUAUCCCUAUCCGAUGAUCCAGUUCGUGAGCAGGCUGAAACGACGCCCGAACACUUGAGGAACACCUCUGCGUCAACAACUUCAGCUCCGACAACGACGGAGUCAGCCAAGAAUUUCACCGCACCCUUUCUCAGAGAGGUUGCGAAGGAAGUUGCAGGUGAUUUGGCCUUGGAUGUUGAUGACGCCGAUCGAUUUGUCUCGAUACCAGCAGUGAAAGUGGCAAUGCAGAAGGCAAUUGCUGAAUUGGCGGAAGUCAAUACUACUGUCAAGGUGGACAUUACCAUACUGCAAGCCAUUUUAUUGGCAUUGUGGCGAAGGAGAGCAUCAGGCAAUGUCAACGUGGCCUAUUUGAUUGAGGGUUUGGAUUCCAGUUCGAGUUCCGCUUCGAGCAUUGCGCAAAGAAUCUCGAAACUGGACAUCAACACAGUUACGAGCGAGAUCCGUUCACAAUUGGAAGCUGCUGGCCUGAACUUUACUGUCAGAGCUGCCAGCUUGAGUGUAACAACUCUGCCAGUGAAUGAUGAUAGCCGUGCCGGUGCAAAUGGCACCGAGCAGCAGGUUGAUGUGAAGCUUCACAAGACCUCAAUUGAGGAUGCGACUCCUUCCGACGUCACAGACGGGAAGGUUGCAGCAACGCCAGGCAGUGAAGUUGUGGUGGAAAGCCCGCAGCAAGCAGCGCAAGCAACUGUGAGCAUGGCGGCUGCUGUUCAGGAGUCAAAGUCCGCAGUGAUGUCAGCAACUGCUGCAACUGCCCAAAGUGAUUCCACUGCAGCUGCCACCAGUGCCUCUACUGCCACCAGUGCCUCCACUGCCGAUGCCACCGGCGAGGUUCUUGAAACAAAGAGCAGUGCCAGAGGUGCUCAUGUAGCCUUCUGGAGUAUGUGCACAUUGCUAUGGGCCUUCCUGAGAAGCUAGAUCGCCAAAGGACCUUUGUCGAAAGACUUGUCAAAAAGGCCUUUUUCUCGAUGUGCUUAAAAAGACUUUCAAGCGGUGGAGGCCAUUGCUAGGUUGGAGGCCAUCGCUAGUAGGUCUGGAUGCUUUACACUUUUAAAAACACUUUCAAUGCGCUUUGUGCCUUUGAAGUAUCCGACGAAGUCAAGUCGGAGUACUGACUGUCCGACUGUCUCUAGCGUGCUGACUUUCGGACAUGCAGAGACUUAUCG